Carassius carassius (crucian carp) is the source of this 2014-nucleotide messenger RNA. RefSeq names its product mitochondrial coenzyme A transporter SLC25A42-like. Bases 489 to 1478 code for a protein of 329 amino acids. Gene Ontology annotation, cellular component: mitochondrial inner membrane. The transcript is spliced from 8 exons. The record is from RefSeq and is a predicted model, not a curated record. NCBI's taxonomy places the organism in Eukaryota, Metazoa, Chordata, Actinopteri, Cypriniformes, Cyprinidae. Gene Ontology annotation, biological process: transmembrane transport.
GUACUACAACUCCCACAAUGCACCGGGUCUCGCCCUUCAACGCUCGAGUGCAAGUCUGACAGCAGCACCACUCGCACUCAGACUCGUGAAGUACGCAAGUAAAUCAGCUUAAAGUCGCGGAAAAUGAAAUAAAACGUGUUUAAACGGCUUUCCUGCAAAACUGUGUCGCCUGCAGCCGCGCGUUAGUUUGACGCGAGCGGGUUUGUAGUGUGGAUGGUGACUGACUGGCUGCCUACUGUAUGUGAGUGGAUGGUGACUGGAGUUUAUAACUUCAUCAUAUGUUUGUUUAUGAGCUUAGAAGACCCAACAGCAUGGGAAUGUUUGAGCACAUCGUCACCAGAUUCCGUUAAAGUCGGUGUUUUUCUCGUGAAUUUACCCAGAGAGCUACAAUAGGUGCUGUCCGACAGCCAGGUUUGUUGUGUGUGUGUGUGUGUGUGUGUGUGUUUGCGUGCUGGGCCAGCGAGCCUGCUCUGCGUUGGCGUCUAUGAAUGGAUCAGGUUGGAAUGGGGAACACAGAACACCAGGGGGCGCUGUCAAAGGGCGAAGUGCUGCCAUUCCCCGCCUCCAGCCAAUCAGAGGGUUUUAACCAGGGUCCCACAGUCUUGAACUCUCUGUUCUCGGGGGCAUUUGCAGGAGCCGUGGCCAAAACAUCCAUCGCCCCGCUGGACCGAACCAAGAUUAUCUUCCAAGUGUCGUCAAAUAGAUUCUCUGCUAAGGAGGCGUACAGGUUGAUUUACCGGACGUAUCUGAAGGAUGGCUUCUUCAGUCUGUGGAGGGGAAACUCGGCAACAAUGGUGCGCGUUAUUCCAUACGCAGCCAUCCAGUUCUGCGGUCAUGAACAAUACAAGAGGAUUCUGGGGCAGUAUUACGGCUUCCAGGGCAAAGCUCUGCCUCCUGUGCCGCGGCUGCUGGCCGGUUCGCUGGCAGGAACCACAGCUACCAUGAUCACAUAUCCUCUGGACAUGGUCCGAGCUCGCAUGGCCGUCACACCCAAAGAGAUGUACAGCAACAUCCUGCAGGUGUUCGUCCGAAUCUCUCGUGAGGAGGGGUUACAGACGCUCUACAAAGGCUUCACUCCCACAAUCCUCGGCAUUAUGCCGUACGCAGGACUCAGUUUCUUCACCUACGAGACGUUCAAGAAAAUCCACGCAGAGCACACGGGCCGCUCUCAGCCGUUCUCGUACGAGCGUCUGGCGUUCGGUGCGUGCGCAGGAUUGAUCGGUCAGUCGGCCUCUUACCCGCUGGACGUGGUGCGCAGACGCAUGCAGACGGCGGGGGUCACUGGACGCACCUACAGCAGCAUCUCGGGCACCAUGCGGGACAUCGUGAGGGAGGAGGGCGUGAUCCGUGGCCUCUACAAGGGCCUGAGCAUGAACUGGGUCAAAGGGCCCAUCGCCGUCGGCAUCAGCUUCAUGACCUUUGACCUCAUGCAGAUCCUGCUAAGCAAACUUCAGCAGUUCAACCACAGCGCGCGGUAGCUAAAAAACAACAUUUUAUAGCUUUUUUGUUUUUAACCUAAGCAAAUACAGCCAGUGAGGAGGACGGGAAAUGCCUGGCGUUAUUUGACUAGUUUAAAGUUCUGUUUUAUAAUACAAAAGCAUAUGUGCACAGCAAAUAUGAUGGUAUUUUAGUCUUGUUUUCCAAUACAAAUGUCUAAACAUUUUUAAAUUAAGAUGCAUUUACUUGAGAAUCAGAUUGUCUCAAAAUGAGGUGAGUUUACGCUUCAAACAAGAAGAAAAAAUAUCUGCCAAUAGGGUCAGAAACAAGUUCUUACUUCAAAGGGAAAGCUAAAUAAUUUUUCUAACUCCACUGGCACGUGUUUAUUCUUGUUUUUCUUCAUUUUGAUGAAUUAUACAAAAAAAACUAUUUAUUGUGCAUCUUUUUGCAUGUAUCUUGUUCUAAGAAUGUUUCGAAUUUGUACGGGAAAGCAGGACAAGAACACGGGUCAAGAAGCUGAUUUUUGCGGGGUGUGUUUGGUACAGAGACGCACUGAAUGUUCAACUCUCCACACAUG